Musa acuminata subsp. malaccensis (wild Malaysian banana) is the source of this 3495-nucleotide messenger RNA. RefSeq names its product cellulose synthase-like protein D4. Gene Ontology annotation, molecular function: cellulose synthase (UDP-forming) activity. Lineage: Eukaryota; Viridiplantae; Streptophyta; Magnoliopsida; Zingiberales; Musaceae. Gene Ontology annotation, cellular component: plasma membrane; trans-Golgi network. The record is from RefSeq and is a predicted model, not a curated record. Gene Ontology annotation, biological process: plant-type primary cell wall biogenesis; cellulose biosynthetic process.
AUGGCGUCCGCACCGCUCAAUCCGUCCAAGAAGUCGAUCCGCAGCCCAGGCGGUGGUGGGUCUCAAAACAACCGCAAUGCCAGUGGGCAAACGGUCAAGUUCGCGAGGAGGACGUCGAGCGGCCGCUACGUUAGCCUCUCCAGGGAGGACAUGGACAUGUCGGGGGAGCUCUCCGGGGACUACAUGAACUACACGGUGCACAUACCCCCGACACCCGACAACCAACCCAUGGAUGGACCCGCCGAGGCCGCGUCGGUGGCGGUCAAGGCGGAGGAGCAGUACGUCUCCAACUCGCUCUUCACCGGGGGUUUUAACAGCGUCACCAGGGCGCAUCUCAUGGACAAGGUCAUCGACUCCGAGGUGAUGCACCCCCAGAUGGCGGGCGCCAAGGGCUCAUCCUGUGCCAUGCAGGCCUGCGAUGGCAAGGUCAUGCGGGACGAGCGCGGAGAAGACAUCGACCCGUGCGAAUGCAGGUUUAAGAUUUGCAGGGACUGCUACUUGGACGCUCAAAAGGAUGGGGGGACGUGCCCGGGUUGCAAGGAGCCAUACAAGAUAGGGGAGUACGAGGACGAUGUGCCGGACUUCCGCACCGGCGCUCUCUCCCUUCCGGCGCCGGCCAACGCCAAGACGACAGCUGACAACCGCAUGUCGGUAAUGAAGUCGAACAAGUCCCUGCUGAUGCGCAGCCAGACCGGGGAGUUCGACCACAACCGGUGGUUGUUCGAAAGCAAAGGGACGUACGGCUAUGGGAACGCCUAUUGGCCCAAAGACGGCAUGUACGAUGAUGAUCUCGAGGAGGGCAUGGCGGACGGCAUCCCGGAAAACAUGGAUAAGCCCUGGAAACCCCUGACUCGGAAGAUCCCGAUGCCUGCCGGAAUCAUCAGCCCUUACAGGCUUCUCAUAGUUGUGCGGCUGGUUGCUCUGGGUUUCUUCCUGGUAUGGAGGGUGAAGCAUCCGAACGAGGAGGCCAUGUGGCUGUGGGGCAUGUCCAUAGUCUGUGAGAUCUGGUUUGCCUUCUCCUGGAUCCUCGACGUGAUCCCCAAGCUCCACCCGAUCAAUCGGGCGACCGACCUCUCGGUGCUCAAGGAGAAGUUCGAUAUGCCAUCCCCCUCCAAUCCGUCGGGACGCUCUGACCUUCCCGGCAUGGACGUCUUCGUCUCCACCGCCGAUCCCGAGAAAGAGCCACCGCUCGUCACGGCUAACACUAUCCUGUCAAUCCUGGCCGCCAAUUAUCCGGUGGAGAAGUUAGCGUGCUACAUAUCUGAUGAUGGUGGCGCUCUGCUCACUUUCGAGGCGAUGGCGGAGGCCGCGAGCUUCGCCAAUAUUUGGGUCCCCUUCUGUCGCAAGCAUGACAUCGAGCCGAGGAACCCCGACAGCUACUUCAGCUUGAAGGGGGACCCGACCAAGAACAAGAGGCGGUCGGACUUCGUGAAGGACCGGAGGAAAGUGAAGCGGGAGUAUGACGAGUUCAAGGUGAGGAUCAACGGGUUGCCCGAUUCCAUCAGGAGGAGGUCGGACGCAUUCAAUGCUCGGGAGGAAAUGAAGGCGAUCAAGCACAUCAGGGAGAGUGGUGGCGACCCGACGGAGCCGAUAAAGGUCACCAAGGCGACGUGGAUGGCCGAUGGGACGCAUUGGCCGGGGAGUUGGGCCACCUCCGCCCCUGAGCAUGCCAGAGGAGAUCACGCGAGCAUCCUCCAGGUGAUGCUGAAGCCGCCCUCGGCGGAUCCGCUUUACGGGCUGCCGGACGAGGACCAGACGAUGGACUUCACGGACGUGGACAUCCGACUGCCGAUGCUGGUGUACAUGUCGCGCGAGAAGCGGCGGGGGUACGACCACAACAAGAAGGCCGGGGCCAUGAACGCGCUGGUGCGGUCGUCGGCCGUCAUGUCGAACGGCCCCUUCAUCCUCAACCUUGACUGCGACCACUACAUCAACAACGCCGACGCCAUGCGCGAGGGCAUGUGCUUCAUGUUGGACCGAGGUGGUGACCGCAUCUGCUACAUCCAGUUCCCCCAGAGGUUCGAGGGCAUCGACCCCUCCGACCGCUACGCCAACCACAACACCGUCUUCUUCGAUGGCAACAUGCGCGCCCUGGACGGCGUGCAGGGUCCGGUUUAUGUGGGGACCGGUUGCUUGUUCCGGCGAUUUGCGCUGUAUGGAUUCGACCCUCCCCGGGCGACCGAGUACACCGGGCUGUUCACGAAGAAGGAGAAGAAGAGCACGUACAGCAAAGAGACGGACUCGGACACGCAGUCGCUCAGGGCAGAAGACUUCGACACCGAUCUCGACCCGGCGCUGCUGCCCAAGCGGUUUGGCAACUCCGCAGCGCUGUCCGAGUCGAUACCCGUGGCCGAGUUCCAGGGCCGCCCCCUGGCCGACCACCCUGGGAUCAAGCAUGGCCGCCCUCCCGGUGCUCUCAGGGUCCCGCGACCCCCCCUCGAUCCCGCCACCGUCGCUGAGGCCGUCUCUGUCAUCUCUUGUUGGUACGAGGACAAGACGGAGUGGGGCGACCGCGUGGGUUGGAUCUACGGGUCGGUGACGGAGGACGUGGUGACAGGGUACAGGAUGCACAACAGGGGGUGGCGCUCGGUGUACUGCAUCACCAAGCGCGACGCCUUCCGGGGGUCGGCGCCCAUCAACCUGACGGACCGGCUCCACCAGGUGCUCCGCUGGGCCACCGGCUCCGUGGAGAUCUUCUUCUCCCGCAACAACGCCCUGCUGGCGUCACGGCGUCUGAAGCUGCUGCAGCGCAUCGCCUACCUCAACGUCGGCAUCUACCCCUUCACCUCCAUCUUCCUCCUCGUCUACUGCUUCCUCCCGGCCCUUUCCCUCUUCUCGGGCUACUUCAUCGUCCAGACCCUCAACGUCACCUUCCUCGUCUACCUGCUCACCAUCACCCUCACCCUCAUCGGCCUGGCCAUCCUUGAGGUCAAGUGGUCCGGCGUGGGCCUCGAAGAGUGGUGGCGCAACGAGCAGUUCUGGCUCAUCUCCGGCACCAGCGCCCACCUGUACGCGGUGGUCCAGGGGCUCCUCAAGGUCGUGGCCGGGAUCGAGAUCUCCUUCACCCUCACCACCAAGUCCACGGCGGAGGACGAGGAGGACAUCUACGCCGACCUGUACCUCGUCAAGUGGACGUCCCUCAUGAUCCCACCCAUCACCAUCAUGAUGGUGAACAUCAUCGCCAUCGCCUUCGGCUUCGCCAAGACCAUCUACAGCGAGGUCCCCAAGUGGAGCAAGCUGAUGGGCGGUGCCUUCUUCAGCUUCUGGGUGCUGGCUCACCUCUACCCCUUCGCCAAGGGCCUCAUGGGCAGGCGCGGCAAGACUCCCACCAUCGUCUUCGUCUGGUCCGGCCUCAUCGCCAUCACCAUCUCACUCCUCUGGAUCGCCAUCAGCCCUCCCAAGGAAGGCGAAGGCUCCACCGCCACCAGCACCUUCCAGUUCCCAUAAUACUCUCUCUCUCUCUCUCACUCUCUCUAUAUAUAAUAUAUAUAUCCA